GUGAUUUUAAUAAAUAACAGUUUACCAUUAACCUUAGUAUUCUUUAAUGUGGAUAUACAUUUAAAUAUUACAGGUCUCUUAACGAUCAUUUGCUGACGGGCCCCGAUCUACUAAAAUCGCUACCCGGGGUCCUGAUGCGGUUCCGUCAACAUCCAGUGGCUGUAACCGCGGAUAUAGCAGAGAUGUUCAUACAAGUAAAGGUCCAAAAAGAAGAUCGCGACGCUCAACGGUAUCUAUGGAGAGGCUCCGCGAGGGGAAACCAACCGCCACAAGAAUACAGAAUGACGUCGCUCAUCUUCGGAGCGACAUCUUCCCCCGCGACGGCUAUCUACAUAAAGGACACAAACGCCAAAACAUACCAAGAAUUGAACCCGGCAACUUAUGAGGCUAUAGUAAAAUGCCAUUAUGUAGAUGACUAUCUACAAAGUUUCAAAACUGUAGAAGAAGCGAUUCGAACAACAUGCGACGUUCGAGAUAUCAACAGAGAAGCGCACUACGAGCUGUGGCAAUGGGCCUCAAAUAGUCAUAGCGUAGCAAUAGCUGUGGGUGCCUCCGGAUAAUAGCCGAACGUAUUACUCGAAGAAAUGUUCGAGAGAGUCUUGGGACUGAAAUGGAAUCCCCAAGCUGACUAUUUGUCGUUCAACUUGGGGCUAGAGAGACUUCCCGAGAACAUCGUGGAGGGUAAGGAGCCUUCCAAGAGCGACAUAUUGAGAGUUAUGUCUCUCUUUGACGCGCUUGGCUUCGCCGCGCCGAUAACUGUACGCGCGAAGCAAUUCCUUCAAGAAACGUGGCGUCGAGGUGUCAAUUGUGACGAUCAUCUGGAAAACAGUCUAGCGGAACAGUGGCGUGAGUGGAUGACACACCUUCGAGCUUUUGAGAACAUCAAGAUCGCGAGAUUUUACCGCCUCUAUAGCGACGCUGUAAGCAUUCAGCUUCACACAUUCGUCGACGCCAGUGAAACCUCAUACGCAUUAUACUGGCGUAUAACAACCGAAGACGGGAGCGUACACACAUCGCUAGUGCUCGCCAAGGCAAGAGUCGUCCCGCUGAAGUUGACAUCUGUACCUCGGCUAGAACUACAAGCCGCGGUAAUGGGAUGUCGCAUGGCAGCAGCCGUGAUAGAGGAGUAUGACCAAAGGGUAAACGAGAGGAUCUAUUGGACAGACAGCCGCACCGUUCUCGCUUGGAUACAUAACGGUGCCCGCUCGUAUCGGCUAUAUGUCGCGCACCGCAUCGCCGAUAUAGAGGAAAACAGUAAAGUCGAUGAAUUGAGAUGGGUGCCAACCAAGUUUUGGGCUCUGAUGAUAAGGGAACAUAUUAUUUCUGAAUUUCUCAAUAUUGAGAUGUGCCUUUUGGAAUGGAUAAAACGAACUCUCGAUAUAAACAUUCCCAUAAAUGGACCUCUGUUGAAAGAAAAAUCAAAAGAGUUUGCUACAAAAUUGGGAAUCCAGAACUUUUCUGCUGGCAACGGCUGGCGUCAUGAUAUAGCUUUCAAAAAAAAACAGCUGGGGAAAGUAAAUCUGUGAACCAAACUGUGUGUAACCACUGGCUUGAAGAUCUGCCAAAUCUUCUAAAACCAGACGAUAUUUACAACGCGGUAAAUAUUUACGUUUAUAGGCGAAAAAUGCCAUGGAGGAAAACAAAGUAAAAAACGCCUUACACUUCUUCAGUGUAUAAACAUGAGUGGUAUGGACAAACUUCCACUUAUUAUCGCGAAAUCAAGGCAA
Messenger RNA from Papilio polytes (common Mormon), 1727 nucleotides. RefSeq lists its product as uncharacterized. The transcript has a single exon. Lineage: Eukaryota; Metazoa; Arthropoda; Insecta; Lepidoptera; Papilionidae. Bases 585 to 1526 code for a protein of 313 amino acids. The record is from RefSeq and is a predicted model, not a curated record.